Prunus mume (Japanese apricot) is the source of this 2905-nucleotide messenger RNA. RefSeq lists its product as uncharacterized. The record is from RefSeq and is a predicted model, not a curated record. Lineage: Eukaryota; Viridiplantae; Streptophyta; Magnoliopsida; Rosales; Rosaceae.
UCUUUCCCAAUUCAAAUCCCGUCUCUUUCCAGAGCUCUGCGAAGUUUCUCAGACCUCGCGGCUCCAAACCCAUCACGAUCUUCACAAAUCCUUAGUGGGUUUUCCAUUUCAGCUCUCCAAGUUACCAAUUUUCUGUUAAAGUUAAGGCCUUUAAUAUUUUUUUUUUUCAUUUAAUUCUGCUUCCUUAUUGGCUAAGUUUUUUGUAUGGUUCAUUUUCUUUGACUUGUAUUCUAGGUGGAGUGAUUAAUUUACUUGAAGUUGAAGAUGCGUGCUUGUGUAGGCCAUGAUUAUCAGCUCACAAUUUCUGGAGAAUCUUUGAUUAUUUUUUUCUUCCAAGGAUUUUUUAAAUAAUCGUUGUCCGCUAUUUUCAAUUAGAAGUAUAGGGUUGUUUUAUAGCAUUUCUCUUUUAAUAUUUUAAUAUUGACCAAUUGGGUUGGUGAACUCUUUGCACCCAAAUCAGCAAAUCUUCUGCCACACUUCAGUGGAAUCCUUGAAGUUUGAUCUCUCUUUUUUUUUUUUUUUUUAAAGGAUGGCUUUGGCUUGCCAGGAAGUUCCGCCGUGGACCUUAGGUGUUAUUGUAGGAGCUUUUCUCGAGCUUGCUCUGGCUUAUUUCCUGCUAUGUGUAUCUGCUUUUGUGUUUUUUGCAUCGAAAUUUUUGAAGAUUUUUUGGGUUUAUUUGCCAUGUCCUUGUAAUGGGUUCUUGGGGUAUAGAAACCGUGAUCUUUGCUUGCAUAAGUUACUUAUUGAUGGGCCAGUUGCAAGGAUCCGUGUUGUUCUGGAGUUGGUGAAGAGCAAGUUCCCUUUUGAUGUUGUUUGGUCUAAGGAUCAAAGGUCCAACUUGAAUUUGAAAUUGAUUAGAGAUGUGAAUUGUGAGAAUGGAGUUCAUGAGUUUGAAAGUGAAGCAUAUUCUAGUGCGUAUUCAAGUCCAAAAUUGCAAAAUUUGGUUGAUAGGGAAAGUGGGUAUGAUACCAAGGGGAAGAGGAUAAUGGUUCUAAAGAAAAGGCCUGGAAUUCGACGCUCUAGGAGGGCUGCUCCUGAAUACGGAAAGCUUCCUUCUCCAUUGUCAAAUGAUAGUUUGAGGUCAGCUGCUCGUAUAUUCCCCUUUCCAUGUGAUGACAGAGAUACAAGAGAGACAUCUGGUGAAAGCUCAGUUGCCGUAGCUGGGAGAGAAGAUGGUUCUCAGGAUGAUGCGAAAGCACCAACUGGAGAUAAUAUGGAGGAAUGCCAAACUUCUAAGUUGAGUGGACCAGCUGGUGAGAGUAAGGGUGUGGACAUAAAAGAAAAGGCUCCUAUUGUUGGAAACGAAAUGGAUACAAUCAGGAUAUUGCAAGAAGCGCUGCAAAAAGAGAGAGCUUCUUGUGCUGCUCUUUAUCUGGAGCUAGAGAAAGAGAGAGGUGCCGCUGCAACUGCUGCUGAUGAAGCGAUGGCCAUGAUAUCGCGUCUGCAAAAGGAUAAAGCAUCAAUAGAAAUGGAAGUGAGACAGUACCAAAGGAUGAUAGAAGAAAAGUUUGUUUAUGAUGAAGAGGAGAUGGAUGUUCUGAAAGAGAUUCUUCUUAGGAGGGAGAAGGAGAACCAUUUCUUGGAGAAGGAAGUUGAAGCAUAUAGGCAGAUGAGCUUUUCAGGAAAAGAACAAUGUAAUGGUGAUUUGAGUGAUAUGUUGCGUGAAUUGGGACAAAAGUCUUCACCUUCAUUUAAUACAGAUCCUCUAAUGAUGCUGCAGCAGACUGAUGAUACUAAAUAUAACUGUAAGAAAUUCGGAGAUAUUGCAGAUAGUAAUUCUGAAUAUGAGGCUUCAUUUGUUGAAAAACAAAUCCAUCAUAAUGGGCAUGGUUCAAUUGAGAAAUGUGUUAUUUCAGCAGGGGAAGAAAAAGUACACACGGAUGAUGUAAUGUACCAAGGAAUGACCACUCAAGCAUCCCAGGAGAAUAUUGAUAUUGAGAAAACCUUAUAUUCUGAUGAUGAAGAGCAGCAGCAACGUGGGAAUAUUGAGAGCAGUUUGCAUAGUUCAAUGCUUGAUACAGAGCCAGCUGUUUAUGAUGUUCAUGUCAUUGAUGGUAAAACUGAACUUUGGAAAGAAGAAAGUAAAUCAUCAAUUUAUACUGCAUUGGAUGGAUCCCAGGAUUUGACUCAUACAUUUGGAGCUUCUGCAAGCAGUGAGUUAGUACAAGCUUUUCAAAGCACAAGCCGGGUAGAUACUGAACCUAAAGUUAAUACAAGUUCUUUGGAAAUGCAUUGUGGGUUACCAAUGUUGGAUAACUCCCAAUGCAAAACCUUGGUCAUUGACUCAACAAAGAAUUCUUUGUCUGCAGUAAAUAGUGAAAGGUGGAAGAUUGACACUGAGGUUGAACUUACAAAUGCUAGAAGAGAUAAAAGAGAAGUUAGCUUCCUCUUCCUCUUCUGAGCAUGGAGAAAGUAAAAAAUCUCCAACAAAGCUUUUGGAGGAGAUCAGGACUCCGCCAGGCUUCUUUACCUCCGUUGUCUUCUAAGGUGCAUUUGAAGAAAAGACGCUGCCAAACUACGUCCUUGUAAGCACUUCAAUCCGCAAGUUCCUAAAACGUGUACAGUAAUUCCCAGAUUUGUGAACAAUGUGAGGGCUGAUGCUUCAAGUCUACUAUAUCUGAUUGAUGGUUAAAAAGGAAACUGUAAUUCUACUAUACUUGUAUAUUUCCACUGCAAAGGUUUGUAGUUAGAUUUUAGCUGUCUGUCGGUUGCUUGCUGUAAAUAACUUUUGUGUAUCAAAUUUUGAAUUUAGGGAAAAUGGAUCACAGCCAUGUUCUCAAGUGAUCUGUCCCACCUUCUCUUGUUGGCAAAUGGGUAGGAAGAGAAAAUGUCCCCCAAAUCAUAGCCACACCAUAACUUAUGGGUCCGAAGGCUGCAGAUGAAUAUAAUUAUUGUCCUUCAACUC